This is a messenger RNA of Arabidopsis lyrata subsp. lyrata, 1974 nucleotides long. Its product is annotated as putative disease resistance protein At1g58400. The transcript has 2 exons. Gene Ontology annotation, molecular function: ADP binding. Gene Ontology annotation, biological process: defense response to other organism. The coding region runs from base 35 to 1762 and encodes 575 amino acids. NCBI's taxonomy places the organism in Eukaryota, Viridiplantae, Streptophyta, Magnoliopsida, Brassicales, Brassicaceae. The record is from RefSeq and is a predicted model, not a curated record.
UGAUAAUUUAUCUUAGUGACAUUGUGCAGAAUCUAUGGUUGAUAAGGAAAUGGAAGAGAUGGGUAAGCAAAUGAUCAACCAUUGUGGGGGAUUGCCUUUGGCAGUCAAAGUAUUAGGAGGUUUGUUAUCUACAAAAUACACACUGCAUGACUGGAAAAGAUUAUCUAAGAACAUUACAUCUCAUAUAGUGGGAAAAACCGAUUUCAAUGACAACAACGACAGUUCGGUUUACUAUGUAUUGUCUCUCAGCUUUGAAGAGCUUCCUAUAUAUUUGAAGCAUUGCUUCCUCUACCUAGCUCAUUUCCCAGAAGAUUAUCCGAUAAAUGUAGAGAAAUUGUCGUAUUAUUGGGCUGCAGAAGGAAUACCAAAACCAAGGUAUUAUGACGGAGCGACCAUUAGAGAUGUUGCAGAUGGCUACAUAGAGGAGUUGGUGACGAGAAACGUUGUUAUUGCGGAAAGAGACAUUAGGACUUUGAGAUUUGUAACGUUUCACUUGCAUGACAUGAUGAGAGAAGUUUGUUUGGCUAAAGCCAGAGAAGAGAACUUCUUACAACUUUCUGUCGAUAGCUCCCCGAUGGCGCACUCUCAAUCUCCCUGUAGAUCUCGCAGACUUGUCUUUCAUGGUCCUACUAAAUUACAUAUUACAAGAGAUAUAAAAAAUCCAAAACUUCGAUCUCUUUUAGUUAUGAGUGGUAUCAGGUUUCCCCAUUCCCCGGUUAUGCAGGAAACACGUUGUAUGCUAUCAAGUUUAAGCUUUACAAGGUUACAACUGCUGAGGCUGUUAGAUCUCUCUAAAUCCAAGUUUGAAGGAGGAAAGUUACCAUCAAGCAUUGGAAAUCUCAUCCACUUGAGAUACUUGAGCUUGGAAAACUCUAUGGUAUCUCAUCUACCUUAUUCUCUACGAAAUCUAAAGUUGCUGAUCUAUUUAAAUUUAGAUGUAAAAUGGGAUUCUGUAAUCUACAUGCCCGAUUUCUUCAUGGGGAUGCGAGAAUUGAGGUAUCUCUCAUUACCAUGGGCUCUUUCUAAGAAGACAAAGUUGGAUUUGAGUAAUCUUGUAAACUUGGAGACCUUGAAGAACUUCUUAACAAGGAAUUGUAGUUUUGGGGAUCUCCAUGGUAUGACCAACUUCAAGACUCUUGAAAUCUCUUUCUAUCAUGGGAUGAGUGUAGAAACUAUAUCCUCAUCAGUAGGUGGAUUGAGAAACCUGGAAAAUCUUACUAUCAUAGAUCACAGGGCAAAUAGAUUUGACGCGAAUAUUAUAAAGGGGUUUGUUUUAGAUUGCAUUCAUCUCAACAAGUUGGAUUUGAAGAUUUAUAUGCCAAAGCUACCUGAGGUACAACAUUUCCCUUCUCACCUCAAGACCAUAACUCUAACAGAGUGUUGUUUGGAGGAGGAUCCCAUGCCCAUUCUAGAGAAGUUGUUUCAGUUGAAAGAGGUUCAUUUAAAGUAUCAAUCGUUCUGUGGGAAGAGAAUGGUUUGCUCCGGCAAUGGAUUUCCUCAACUACAGUUUCUAUCGAUUUUUGAAUUAAAGGAAUGGGAAGAGUGGAUAGUAGAAGAAGGCUCCAUGCCCCUUCUUCACACUUUGACUAUUUGGAGUUGUGGAAAAUUAAAGGAACUUCCAGAUGGGAUGAGAUAUAUCACUUCCUUGAAAGAACUGUAUAUAGGAAUGAUGCAAACUGAAUGGAAGGAGAGACUGUCGGAAAGAGGAGCAGAUUUUUACAAAGUGCAACACAUUCCUUCUGUUUAUUUACAAAGGUACUAAGAUUGAGGCUCGCAACAUUACAAACUAGAUGUACCACUACCAGCCGAUGUCUUUCAUGGCGAAUCUUGGUCAUCUCCAUAUCUACAUAUAAUAAAAUAUUUGCAUUGUUGUCUUGAUGUGUUUUGUUGUAAAAUCAGACUUACGGUUUUUGUUAGAAUAUCAUAUGACAAACAACAAAAUUACUUUUCACUUUAUAACAACAUUGGUUUUUU